UGAUCACCGAUUUUGAGGUUAAUUGCAGAGACGUUUGUUUGGUUACAGAGACGCUUUUCAGCAAAGAUCUUCGGAGUUUAUUAUAUUAAUUAAAUUUUCUUAUUUCUUCGUUGUGCCAAAAAACUCGCCACAAAAUGUCGACUGCUAUGCCAAUAAAUCCAAAACCUUUCCUCAAUAGUUUGACUGGUAAAGCUGUGAUGGUUAAACUUAAAUGGGGCCAUGAAUAUAAAGGCUAUCUUGUUUCUACUGAUGGGUACAUGAAUUUACAACUUGCGCAAACAGAAGAAUUCAUAGAUGGAUCCUCCUCAGGGAUGCUGGGUGAAGUUUUAGUUAGAUGUAACAACAUUUUAUUCAUAAGAGGAGUGGAGGAGGAGGAUGAAGAAGGGGAGACCAAGGAUUGAAAUAUGUAUUUUGUUUUGAUAACUAAUGAUUCCUAGCAAGACGAUUUUGUUGGCAUGAUAUGGACAAUGUGGAACAACAGUGUUUUGUAUAAUGUGAAAAAUAUAUGGUAUUUUGUGUA
Coccinella septempunctata (seven-spotted ladybird) is the source of this 520-nucleotide messenger RNA. RefSeq names its product small nuclear ribonucleoprotein F (gene SmF). The record is from RefSeq and is a predicted model, not a curated record. Gene Ontology annotation, biological process: mRNA splicing, via spliceosome; spliceosomal snRNP assembly. Gene Ontology annotation, cellular component: catalytic step 2 spliceosome; U1 snRNP. Bases 135 to 401 code for a protein of 88 amino acids. Lineage: Eukaryota; Metazoa; Arthropoda; Insecta; Coleoptera; Coccinellidae. Gene Ontology annotation, molecular function: RNA binding. The transcript has 2 exons.